Molecule: messenger RNA, 2933 nt
Organism: Tachysurus fulvidraco (yellow catfish)
Lineage: Eukaryota; Metazoa; Chordata; Actinopteri; Siluriformes; Bagridae
Gene: syt8
Product: synaptotagmin VIII
Exons: 9
Coding region: 367-1725 (452 amino acids)
Biological process (GO): synaptic vesicle endocytosis; regulation of calcium ion-dependent exocytosis; calcium ion-regulated exocytosis of neurotransmitter
Cellular component (GO): synaptic vesicle membrane; dense core granule; axon
Molecular function (GO): clathrin binding; calcium-dependent phospholipid binding; phosphatidylserine binding
Source: RefSeq, a predicted model, not a curated record
GGAAACAUAACUGUGUUGUGUACUCCUACAGCGACAGCACUGCUGAUGUGUAGGCUACAUUAUUCACUAGUAUCUUCAUUAGCACUUCCUCAUAGCUGUGGUGUGUUUUCUGAUUUGUAACCUUAUCUGAAUUUUCUUGAAAGGUUCCACCUCACCCAGCUCAGCCUUUGAGCACACAAAGUGUGAAGAUGAGGUGUGGCAAGUAACUCAGUAAGAUCCUCCAUGGCAUGGUCAGUUUUCACCACUUUCUUUACAAUAUUGCUAAUGCUAAAGUACACAAAUGGAAUAAAAUGGAGAAAACAGGAAAUAUAUGCCUAACUGAAACAGAAUAAGUGAGCUUUUAAACAUCGUUUUGGCAACUCAGCCAUGAGCUUCAGUUUUGCAUUGAGCCGGGAUAGAAGCAAUGCUUCAGACACAUCUUCAGUCAACACAACUUCAUCUUCAGUCAACAUAACCUCAUCUUCAAUUAAUGCAACUUCAAAAUCAAUCUCUGUAUCUUCAGCAUCAGUCACUGCUCCUCCAACCUCAGCAAAUGAAUCUCCAACAACAGUCACUGUCAUUGUCAAUACACUGAUAGCGAACUCCACCACAGCCUACCAUGGGAUUCUGCCCUCUUUGUUAGACAAAAUCCCAUUGCCAAGAUGGGCCACCUAUACGAUAAUUGCCCUGAUCCUCUUGGUGGUUUUAAUUUGCGUGCUGUGCUGCUGCAUAAAAUGCUGCUGCAAAGGAAAGAAAAAGAGAAAAAAGCAGAACCAGAAGAUCAGCAUGAAAGGACUGAAUGGUACCAGUACAGCAGCACUGGUGCAGCCUGAAACGGGAGACGUAGAGUAUGGAUCUCUUAACCAGCCACGAGGAAAGCUGCUGUAUUCCCUGGAGUACAAUGCAGCACGUUCAGAGAUGGCUGUCGGUGUGAAAGAAGCUGCAGAACUAAUGGCUAUGGACUCAUCAGGAACAUCUGACCCUUAUGUAAAAGUUUACAUUCAUCCCAACAAGUCCAAAACCUUUGAAACAAAAGUGUUCAGAAAAACUCUGAGCCCAGUGUUUAACGAGCAGUUUAAGUAUCAGAUUUCUCAGAAGGAUCUCAGCGAGUCUACACUUGUGAUGCAGGUGUAUGACUUCAACAGAUUCUCCAAACAUGAUGUGAUUGGAGAGCUGAGGCUGGAGCUCUCUGCUGUGGACUGGAACCAUGUGAUUGAGGAGUGGAGAGACCUGAAUGCACCAUCAAAACAUGAGCAAGAACAUCUGGGUGAGAUUUGCUUCUCACUGCGGUACGUCCCCACUGCAAGUAAGCUCACUGUGGUGAUUCUGGAGGCAAAGAACUUAAAGCAAAUGGACAUUGGAGGUUUAUCAGAUCCAUACGUUAAAAUCCAGUUGGUUCUGGACAAGAGGAAGUGGAAGAAAAAGAAAACAUCGGUGAAAAAGCAAACUUUGAAUCCUUACUUUAAUGAAUCCUUUACAUUUGAUGUGUCAUUUGAUCAGAUUCAGCGAGUCCAGUUGGUGAUCUCUGUGUGGGAUCAUGAUAAAGUGAGCAGGAAUGAUGCCAUUGGGAAGAUCUUCCUGGGAUGUGAUGCUACAGGAAACCAGCUGAGGCACUGGGCAGACAUGCUGUCAAACCCACGGAGGCCAUUGGCACAGUGGCAUACACUACUCUCAGCCGAGCAGGUGGACUCGACUCUGGCCCUGAAACACACACUGAGAAUCCCAUUCACUAAUAAGACUUUUUGAAAAUGUCACCACUUUAUUUUUUUGUGAACAACAUUGUGCCAUUUGUUUUACUAAAUAAUUUAUAUAAUUUCUUGAGUAGAAUAGUAGAAUAUUAAAAAGUGCAGGUUGGUUGUCCUCAACUGAUAUACAGUUCAAGAAAAUUUAUUUGCACAGGUUGUAUAUUACAGGUUUUAUAUAUACAUAUAUAUAUAUAUAUAUAUAUAUAUAUAUAUAUACAUAUAUAUAUAUAUAUAUAUAUAUAUAUAUAUAUAUAUAUAUAUAUAUAUAUAUACUGUAGGCUUGUUAGAUGCGCUCUAUCAUGCACAUACAUGUUGAUUUCUCUGGUGGAAAUGCACACACACAUGCUGAUUUCUCUGGUGGCAAUAAAGGAUAAAGGAUAAGGGUUUGUGUGCAGAGUGUCAGCACACAUAUGGUUUAAUUAGGCUGCCUUAAUGAAAUUUCAGGUCCUCUGAACCAAUACCCAGUGCUACAAGGUUGCUGGGAUUUCUCACUGAUGAAUAUUAGAGUGUGUAAUCAAACCAUUUUACUCUGUAUGUACAUAUGUAUACCUACUCUGUCACGCAAUUAUCCAGUCAGCCAAUGUGAGAUCACUGGACACAGAUUCCGUGAAACCGAGCAGUUAAAGAUUAGAAAAGACCAGGAGACAUUUUUCCAAUCAUUAACUGUCCAAUUUUGCUGAGGCUGUGCCGAUUAUAGCCUCGGAUUCCUGUUCAUAGCUGACAGGAGUAAAACCCACUUUGGUUCUCUGCAGUUACAGCUCAUCUGCUUCCAUGUUUAAUGUGCAUUCUCAGAUCAGUGCAUCACGGUUAUAACGAGUGGUUAUUUCUUAGAAGAAGAAGUAGAAGAAGAAGAAGAAGAAGAAGAAGAAGAAGAAGAAGAAGAAGGCUUUAUUUGUUGUCAGAGCACAGGGUUAGCCUUGAUACAGUGCCCCUGGAGCAAAGUGGGUGCCUUGCUCAAUGGCCCAACAGUGGCAGACUGGAGUUGCAGGGGCUUAAACCCCUGACCUUCCGAUUAGUAACCCAGAGCCUUGACCAUUUGACCCCACACUACCCUAACCUGUUAGUUACUAUAGCUUUCCUGUCAACUCAAACCAGUCUGACCAUUCUUUAAUCUUUUUCAGCAAAAAGAAACUGCUGCUUGGAACUGAUGUUUUUCAUUUCUGUAAACUCCAUAGACUAUGUGUAUUUCCAAGGAGAUUUAUACUUAAA